This is a messenger RNA of Melozone crissalis (California towhee), 2100 nucleotides long. It is a transcript of the gene EXOC3L4, whose product is annotated as exocyst complex component 3 like 4. NCBI's taxonomy places the organism in Eukaryota, Metazoa, Chordata, Aves, Passeriformes, Passerellidae. Gene Ontology annotation, cellular component: exocyst. Gene Ontology annotation, molecular function: SNARE binding. The transcript is spliced from 11 exons. Bases 1 to 2100 code for a protein of 699 amino acids. The record is from RefSeq and is a predicted model, not a curated record. Gene Ontology annotation, biological process: exocyst localization; exocytosis.
AUGGAGUUAGACACAAGGAGUGUGACCUCAGAACCAGCCUCUCCACUCAAGAGUCCAGGGGAGGAAAAGAUGGAGGUCACUUCUGAACUGAGCAGCUCAGACUGGCAGAGCAGGGACAGUGGGUUCUUUGAAAGAGGCAUUAAAACCAUGUUAAGUAUCCGGAAAUCAAGACGGAGUCUGAAGAAAGAGAAAGGGAAGGAAGAUAGUGGCACUUGGAAUGCAAAAAGGCUUCUGCAAACACUCAGGAGCUAUGAGGAGAACAAACCCACAAUCUGUAAUAGCAUGGAGAAGGCUGGUGAAAUAUGUGAGCCCAUUGAAGCAAAACCUCUUUCAGUAAUGGAAAUCAAUGAACUCAUUCAGAAAAGACAACUUUUGCAAGCAUUUGCAAGUAUCAAGCUAAUGGAAGAUGAGACCAUCUCUGAGCGGGAUUCUGAGAAAUACAGAGAUAACCCCCAGGAGCUUGUACGGAAAUCCAAGGAUGUGGAUUUGCUUUAUAACUCCAUCACAAAUGCAAUCAAGUCCAUAGUGGAGGAAACACUGGAGGAUCCCACUUUACAGCAUACCAUGCUGACCUCCAUGGUGACUUUAAUUGCCCUUGAAGAAGCAGCUCAUUCCAGCACAGACAGUGCUGCUCGUCCUGGCUCAGAUUUGCUGGGCAGGCCCAGAAAGUGGAGGGAGCAAUGGAGGGAAGCUGUCAAUGAGAGUGCAAGAAAAAGAGUCCUGAAGGCACCCAUGGCAUCAAGGGAAGAAGAAACUUGGCUUGAUUUCCACUUACAUUUCCUCCAGGAACACCUGAGGGAAGAUUUACUGAAAAUCAAGUCAUCAGUGAAAAAAUGCUAUCCAGAGGAGUACCAGGUGUGUGACACAUAUGUGGGAGCUUUUCACAAUGCCGUUGCCUCACAUUUGCAAGAACUCUCCCAGGGACCAUUGGACUUCCAUGAGCUCUACACCUUGCUUAACUGGGUGGCCAACACCUACCACAGUGAAUUCUUUCUGGGUCAUCCUGAGCUCAAACCAGAGGUUAAGACAGAAAACCUGUCCUUGCUGUUAACACCAGCUGAUUGGGAUAAACUGAAAAAUGACUACAUUGCUUCUGCAAAGGAGAAAAUCAAAAGUUGUUUUGGAAACAUCCUGAGACUGGAGGUCACGGAGAAGUGGGAGAAGGAAGUUCAUUUAGAAGAGGAGGAAAACCUCUACCACGCCUCAGUCUCUUUUGAUAUUCAAACGAUCAUUGGGGAGCACGUGAAGUCAUCUGGAACUAUCAGUGGAGGCCUGGAAACAAAAAUGCUUGAGUUGUGCAUGGCAGAGCUGCUUGAAUUCAUACCAAGGUUUGAGCAGGAGUUCAUGGCGUGGAGCUCUGCCCAGGACAGCCCCAGCUUUGUGCCCCACCUUGUUGCCUACAUCAACAGCUUCCAUGACCUGGUGUCAGGGUUGGAAACAGUGUUUAAAGUCAAUACUGAGGAACUGCAGAAGAUUUUGGCAACUCUGACAAGGAACUUCACAAACAUUUUUUUAACAAAAUUAAGAACAAAAACACAGCCACUCCUUAAGAAAAUCCUGAGCAAGAGCUGGAUUUUGGCGACGGAAAGGCCGGACUCUCUGGCGUCGGCAGUCUCGCAGUUCUCCGAGCACCUGCAGCAUAUGAGGGAGCCUCUGGGGCAGGACCUUCUACAUGAAGUUCAUAAAUAUGUGGUGAAGGAAUAUGUCACACAGAUCAUCAAGCCCAGAUGGAAAAUGAACAGGGACACACGUCAGCAAGUGAGCAGAAAGAUGAGCCAGGAAGCUGCAAUCAUUCACAAUGCACUCAUUGAUCAGGGCUCCAAAGCUGACUGGCUCCUCCCUGUCAUCUAUCACAUUGCCAAUAUCAUUGGGGAGAAGAAAAAAGACAAGAUCAAGGCAUAUGUCAAGGAGCUGUGCCAGGACUAUCCAGAUAUCAGGAAGGAGCACAUCCUGGCCAUCCUGGCGCUCCGGGUGCUGGGGCGCACCAGGAGAGCGGCGAUUUUGCGGCAAGUGUGCCAAGCCCAGGAGAGCUCCAGCGGAGGGAAGGGCGGCGCAUUCUUUGCUGAAAUUGAUGUUCCAGUAAUCUGCAGCUGCUUCUAA